AUGACCCAAAUUCCUGAAGCCCAAGCGACCCAAAUUCCUGAAGCACAAGCGACCCAAAUUCCUGAAGCACAAGCAACCCAAGUUCCUACAGCACAUGCAAUUGAAGUUCCUACGGCACAAACAACUGAAGUUCCUACGGCACAAGCAACUAAAGUUCAUACGGCAAAUCAA
Racocetra persica is the source of this 171-nucleotide messenger RNA. The record is from the annotation of a GenBank genome assembly. NCBI's taxonomy places the organism in Eukaryota, Fungi, Glomeromycota, Glomeromycetes, Diversisporales, Gigasporaceae.